GGCGGUACUGAGACGCGGUAACAACAUAGUCCGUAUAAAAAGUUAUUUAAAAAUGUAUUUUAAGUGAAUUUAGUGAUGAAAAAUCGUACAAGUAACAAUAAACUAGUGUAUAUGACUAUAUAGUGAAGACAAGGUGCUAAGUUAACGAAUAAUAAAAAAAAAAACAACCUAAAUAAGUGAAGUGUAAGCAAACAACAAUCUAUAUUUUUUUUUUCAAGUCUAUACUCGCGAAUCCAGGAACUUAAAUUGAACUAGUGUUAAUCUAUGAAGGUGCCGGAGUGCAAAUAAAUGAAAAAUCGCGAAGAUAUCCUUUCUUUGGAAAAGCAUAACCUCACAUCUUAACAAGUGCAAUUUUAUAGUAAAAGAAACUGUGAAACAGCGCCAUCUAUUAGAAAAUAAGCACACUACUUUGGACUUACGCACAAUAAGAAACAAUAGUAUCCGAUUCUACUAGAGGGCGCAACGAGUACCAAAACAAAGCAGACACUAUGGAGGAAAUUAUGAUAGCCUUACAAAAUAUUCAAAAAGAAUUGAAAGUUCAAAAAUUAGAAAUUCAGAAAAGUGGCGAAAAGGUGACAGAACAAGUAACACUCAACAUAACUAACAAAUUAGAAGAGAAAUUUACAAUAUUGGAAGAAAAACAUCAAACCUUGAAAGAAAAUGUUGAACAACAAGAAAGAAGAAUCCAAUUUAUGGAAAAACAAGCAAGACAAAGAAACAUAAUUUUCUUCGGAAUUGAAGAGAACGAGACAUCCUACCAUAACUUGCAGAACAAUAUAUUGCAAUUCAUAAGGGAAAAACUGUCCUUAAAAUUGGAUUGUAGAGAUAUUCAGGAAAUAAAGAGAGUGGGGAAAAAAGGUGAGAAACCACGACCAGUAAUUGUAACUUUUUCUACCCUUGGUUCAAAGAUCAGCAUUCUUAAGCAAAAAAGAUUACUUAAAGACACCCAAUAUUAUUUUAACGAAGAUUACCCUAAGUACAUAUUAGAAAAAAGGAAAGAACUACAGGAAGAAGCAAAUAGAGAGCGCGAGAAAGGAAACAAAGUCACGAUAAAAUACGAUAAACUUGUUAUAUUCAAAUCAAACAACAAAAGAACACUGAUGACUUCACCGGAGUCAGAUUCCAAUUCUCAAGCACUAGUAAUUAAUAGUACAACCAGACCUAACAAGAAAAACAAAAUAAAACAGUCAAACCCAUCUAUACCCAGAUCAAACAGUGUCUCAGAAGGAGUUCUAAAACCAAGCAUUCUAAGCUACUUAAUAAACAAAUAG
Messenger RNA from Melitaea cinxia (Glanville fritillary), 1271 nucleotides. RefSeq lists its product as uncharacterized. NCBI's taxonomy places the organism in Eukaryota, Metazoa, Arthropoda, Insecta, Lepidoptera, Nymphalidae. The coding region runs from base 489 to 1271 and encodes 260 amino acids. The record is from RefSeq and is a predicted model, not a curated record. The transcript has a single exon.